AUGGAUCAAAGCCAUGCCGCCGGCAUUAGCGGCUGGGAUCCGAACAACUUUGCUGGCGAAGCCUGGGACCACCAGUUCAGUGGCGGCGGCCUCCCAUUCAACCAUGGCGCUGAUGCCGACAGUAACUACCCCAACCCAGACUUCCUCGACGGCAGCACCGUCAACCCGCAGCUGUCCGGAGGCGGUCACCAGGCCGGAUUGUAUCGUGGGUUUGACUACUACAGUCAAGGCGAUGUCUGGCCCAAUCACGCCCAAACCACGGCUGCCACGUUCGCUCCGGAUCCUUCGUUGCAGCCAGGGUUCUUCGCCGAGCAGCAGCAUCCCACGGACGCCAACCAGUCAGUCGAUGGCCGAUUUUCCCUCGACAUCCACCAGCACAGCAAUGAUUUUCCGGCCCAGAUUCAUAGUAGUGCCAAUGGACAGGCCGAAUCCCAUCAUCCGUUCGGCCAUGGAGUAACGAACCCUUCCAGCUCUACACCAAAUGGUUAUUCCCAAGGCGCAAUCCCACAGUGGCAUGAACAAAUGCCGACGGGGUAUGGAGCUGGCCACCAGUUUGAGAACCCUCCUUCUGCUGCGCACACAUCCAACAUGGCUGCUUCGAUGUCCGAAGCCUCUCCCUCCGCCUUUUUCCCGAGCACUUCAUCGAUACCGGGGUAUCAGACGGAUGUGCAGCAGCAACCCCCAAGUGCACGGCCCGUCCACCCCCAAUUGGCAGCGGCUCUCAACGGACAGUCUCAGCAGCCUGUCACUGUAACGGAUAGCCCGCGUGCCCCUGCGAAGCCGGUUGCGCGCAAGGUCGCGCCGCAGGAGUUCUCUCAGCAAGCUCCAUUGCCGAGUCCCCAGCUAGCUUCCCAGCGCCUUAUACCUCAGCAGCAGCCGGUUCAACGAUCGAUUCAACCAUCGGCCCAUCAACCGUCUCAGCAACCUCCUCUUCAGUCUGCGCUUCAGCCUUCUCCUCAGCCCGCUCCACAGCCGAGCACCGGCCACCGUGUACCCUCUCAGAAACCGAUCACUCCAGCCCAGGCAGCCCAGCAGCCCUCAGGUAACAACCUCGCUGCAGGUGUGAAGCGCAGCCCCACGUCAGAAGCUCAAAGCGUCCCGGUUGUUGCGAAGAGAGCCAAGGUAGUCGCACAGGGCCCUGUCCGCGUCUCUUCACCGGCGCAGACUCAGUCCCAGACUGUGUCCGACCCUAACACCGUUCCAUCCGCCGCACAGACUCAAUCUCAGCCCGGCUCGAACUCUUUAUGCAGCAUUAACUACAAGGAUGAGGCGCUCCUCUCUUCGGCUCGGGGACGUCCGGAGGCGAAAUGGAAGGGAGUGCCCAAUCUUGUCCUCGGUUCGGCACCUGUGAAGCUGCAAAAGGGAACGCCUACUAAGCGUUACGUGACCCUGACAACGAAGGGCGGCAAAGACCCGUUGUUCUCCAAAGCUUGGCGGGCGUGGACUCCGGCUGAGUGUCUUGGAAACCAUGCGGAUGCGUACCAGAAGGCGUCGAAUGACCUGGAUCGCCAACGGGCUGAUAUACGUCUUGAAAUCGAUAUGAAGCGUGCCGCUGGCGAAGUUCCGGCCGACUGGUGGAGGAAAAUUUUGAGGGAUCGCUUGGGCGCGGCGCCGCAGCAACUUGGUCCUCCGGCAGAGCCUGAUUUGUCGAGCAUCAAGGCCGCUGAAAUUGUUCGACUUCAUCCUUUUCACCUUGGCAACCGGCAGGUGACCGGUCAAGCUUGCAGCGAGUUUGCCGACUUUCUCAGAGAGAAGGCUGGUGAGACCAAGACUGCUCUGACUGCUUUGGCAGAUGCCUUAAAGAAGGCCAAGGUCGACCAGGCUGAGGUCGACUCCUUGAGGGCCCAAGCCGAGCAGUCCAAAGAACAGCUAGAGCGUGCGAUUACCGAGGGACUCGGAGCCGAACCCGGCAACUUGCUUGCGAACUUGACUGGCAAUAACAAGCUUGUUGCGAUUGUGAACAACGUGCUCAUCAAGCUAGUCAACGCGAACCAAGCGAGUUCGACUUUGACGAAAGCGAUCCUUCGCCUGUAUACUCGCCUCGCCAGCUUCACGCCGGAAACGCUAGAGAAGUUGCUGUUGGGUAGGAUGAGAAAAAAGUUGGAGAAGGAUGGGGAUGCUGAGGCGAAGGCCUUGAUGUCCCAGGUGUUUGAAAAAGCCGAGCAGAAGGACGAUGAUGAGAGUGACAGCGAGAGUGAUUCGCCGGGUGCAGGGUUCGGUGGCCAUCGAAGGAAAGUUGUCGCAUCUGCGCAGACCCGGGCUCCUUCAAAACAGACCCGUCAGGCUGGCGACUCAACGAAGACGGCCACCGCUUCCGCGAUGAAAUCGGCCACCCCGACAGGCGACUCCACUAAACUCUCGUCCGCAUCCGCGGCAUCAAGAAAUAUGAUAUCUAACAACGAAUCUUCCAAGGCCGCACCGAAGGCAGCUCAAAAGACACCUUCGACUGCGACCGGGGGAAAACGGUCCCGCGAAGACGACGACGCCGCCAACGUCGAUGCGCGCUCAUCCAAGAAGCCCGCAACUGACGGCCCGUCUGGCAGCGGUGCAAAGGCAACCUUGCCACUUGGGAAAACGCCCUCCACAAAGUCCACCACGGCCGCUCUGGCGUCUGGCUCGACCGGCUCUCAGACAAAGCUGCGGGGUUUCCUGCCUGGCAAAGUGCGCGAAGUACCAAAACCUGCACCCAAGCCGGAACCUGUAAAGGCCGAAGGGCAAAAAGGUGCGACUAAACCAGAGUCGACCAAACCGCAGCCCACAAAGUCUCUCUCACUUGCUUCUGGCUCUGGCACUGCGAAGACAGCCAAACCCAAGCCUGAGGAACCGACCAAGCAGGCCUCGCAAACCAAGUCAGCCUUCUCUAUGUUGAUGGACGAGAUUGUCGAAGAGAAGACAAUCAGGACGACGACUAUUGACAAGAAAAAGGACAACGGCCCUGAUCCGAACGAGACGCCCAAGGAGCGGGAACGCCGCCUUCGCAAAGAGAAGCGCCGCGGUCUUAGGGUCGCUUUCAAGAGCGGUGACGCACUGGUCGAGAUUCGUGAGUUUACGCGCCACCCCGACGAGAUUGUCGAAGGGAACAUGGCGCGCAACGCCAGGACCGACGGCCGGUACAAGAACAGCGAAGAAAGCGAGAUGAUGAAGCGGCUCCACGGCGGCCAAGGCAUUAAGACAUUUGAGGUCAACGACCGCGAGUGGGAGGAGCCGACUGCCAUCAACUUCUCGAGCCACAUCCCGCAGGAAAAGAGGGAACAGACAUAUGCCACUCGUGGCGGGCUCAAGACUUUCGAGACCGAGGAACAAAAGAUCAUCAGGGAGCGCGAGUCGAAUGAGCUGAUGGUCAUCUACCACAACCGCGCCGACAUUCCGCCCUCCGCAAGAUCGCCACCUUACGAGCCGUCGCUUUCCGGGACUAGCGGGAGCCAUGAGGUGUACCUCCCGCCCACGGUGCCCGAGUAUAACGAGAUGAUCCAACGCGGCCGGGAGUACAGUCAAUGGGGUCCUUACGGUGCCUCUCGCGCGGCCCAGAUGCGCUUAGAUGGAAAGGGCCGUCUUGACUAUGCCGCCCCGUACAGUGGGCAUGCUCUUCGCCAGCCCGAAGCCCGCCCUCAGCAACCCAUUGUCCAUCCCGCUGAGGAUCCGCGAAUCUGGUACGAGCCUACCGUGGCUGCCCGGCGAGACCAACAGACGUGCGAGCUUCUCACGUCGGACCGGGUCAGGAACUGGCAAGAUCCCGAUCCGAACAACCUGACGUCCCGUAGGAUGACCGAGGAAGAGUUGGACAAUGACCCCAAACUCCAAAAAAUCCUCGCCGGUCUCCGGAAAACCGCCGAGCAGGUGCAAGCCGAGGCCGCGAUGCGGGAGCAGGCCGAACCGGCUUCCGAGGCGACACCGGCGCCCCAGCCCACACAGCAAGAGGCUCCUCAGCCGGCUGCCGUCGCCGCGCAGAGCGUUCAGGCUGCUGCACCUGACUACUCGGCCGCUUGGGCACAAUACUACGCUGCGCAGCAGCAGCAUCAACAGCAGGCCUGGUAUGGCCAGCCGCAGCAGCAUCCGUACGCCCAGGCCGCCAACCACUACAUGCAAGCCCAACAGGUUUCCCAAGCGGCUGCGCAACAGCCGCAGCCCGGCGACCAGAACAACCAAUAUGCGGGCAUUCUCGCUGCAUUCGGCAUCCAGCAGCCCGCUGCAGCCCAGCCUCAUGCCGACCAGAAUGCUCAAAUCCAGGCUGCCUUGAUGGCCCUCGCCGCUGGCACUACUGCCCAAGGUCAGGCCGCGGCCACGGCUCCUGUCCCAGCAGCCGCCGACCCACAGAGCGCUCAAUAUCUACUGGAUGUGAUGAAGCUGGCGGCAGCCGGUGGCGGUCAGAACCAGCCCCAACAACCCGCCGCUGCCCACCACGCCUACCAGCAGUAUUUUAGCCAGGCUGCUGCCGCCGCCGCUCAAGGCUACGGCUCCUCCGACGGAUACGGUCAUGGACACGGACAGGGACAACAAGGAGGAGGUUAUGGCCAGCAACAGCAGCAGCAGCGCGACGGCGGUUACGGCGGGCGUGAUCGUGAUCGUGAUCGGGACCGCGAUCGUGGUGAUGGUAGGGAUCAUCACCGCGGCGGCGGCGGCGGGGGGUUCAACAAGGGCGGUGGCCGCAGUGGCAACGGCGGCGGUGGCGGCAAGAAUAACGACAACGUCCCUGAGCAUCUGCGUGGUAUCAAGAGCAGCCUCAUCGGCACCAAGCCGUGUGCGUUUUACGCCAAGGGGCAGUGUGCGAAGGGGGAUAAGUGUACUUUCCGCCAUGAUUGA
Messenger RNA from Parathielavia appendiculata, 4800 nucleotides. RefSeq lists its product as uncharacterized. Bases 1 to 4800 code for a protein of 1599 amino acids. The record is from RefSeq and is a predicted model, not a curated record. NCBI's taxonomy places the organism in Eukaryota, Fungi, Ascomycota, Sordariomycetes, Sordariales, Chaetomiaceae. The transcript is spliced from 3 exons. Gene Ontology annotation, molecular function: metal ion binding.